Molecule: messenger RNA, 390 nt
Organism: Dicrocoelium dendriticum
Lineage: Eukaryota; Metazoa; Platyhelminthes; Trematoda; Plagiorchiida; Dicrocoeliidae
Source: the annotation of a GenBank genome assembly
AUGGCGGGGGCGCGAGGGGUGGCGGGGCCCGGGUGCGCGCGGGGGGGGGCCUCGGGGGCGCGGGCGCGCCGGGGGGCCGAGGCCCGCGCCCUGGCCGCCCGGGCGCGCGGGGGGGGGGGGGGGGGCACCUGGGGGGGCGGGGGCGGCCGGCAGGAAGCGGGGGGGGGCCGCCACCCGCCAGGGGCAAGGCCCCGGGCGGCGGCGGGGGGGUGGCGGGGCUUCACCCCUAAGGUCCCACCGCAGGCACCAAAUGACCAAUGCCUCGCAAGGCUUACCCUGGCUGUUGUUGGUUCUUUGCGUGUCUUGGCCUAUACGGGGAGACCCUAUACUCCUCUGGCUCCCCCGACCUGCCGGGUUCCCUUUUGCAAAUACAAAUCGGCCCGCCACUGA